Molecule: messenger RNA, 1408 nt
Organism: Prosopis cineraria
Lineage: Eukaryota; Viridiplantae; Streptophyta; Magnoliopsida; Fabales; Fabaceae
Exons: 3
Coding region: 256-648 (130 amino acids)
Source: RefSeq, a predicted model, not a curated record
CGCUCUUCUUGUUUGAUCCGUAUUAGGGAAACUGAAAUUGCUUGAUGUUAAGAUUAUUCUAAGCUGCAUAUAGCUUCUAAAAUUUUCGUUGCCGUUCAAUAGUUUUAAGACGUGAUGAUUUUGCAUUUAGGAAGCAGCAAGCUGCUCCUUAUAUAUACACGUUAUUUAUAUAUACAGUAUACAUAUUGAUAUGAAAGAACAUUUGGCCCAAAAGAACUUAAUUAAAACAAGUGCAGCCUCACUGCCGGGGAAAAAAUGCAGCUCUGCUCCACUUCUCGCACUGCCGUCAAUCUUCACCGCCACCAGUCACCAGGAACCACCGCGGCGGCCAGAUCGGAUUUAAGGGGAGGUAGUAAAAUGGCCAGCUAUCUUUGGAGGAAAUAUGCAGACUAUUUGUACACAAAGUGGGAGAGAACCAUUCUCUGGGACAUGAUUGAACCGUACAGAAGACCCAAAUCCUUCACUCCUUUGGUAACCAUUUAUAUUGCUGCUUUCUACACUGGAGUCAUUGGGGCUGCUAUCACUGAGCAACGCUACAAGGAAAAAUACUGGGAAGAGCACCCUGGGGAAGCUGUACCUCUCAUGAAACCACAGUUUUAUGGUGGUCCGUGGAGGAUAAUGAGAGGAGAGGUUCCUCCAACUGGCUGAAAAGCUCUGGAGGCUUAUUUCUUACUUUCUUCCUAUCUACCUCAUGUUGCUACUGUUAUACAAAAUCAAUCAUGCUUUGCUGUUUUCUAGAUAUCGUUAAGGGAAAAUUAAUCUUUUAGUCCUCCAACUUUUAACUCACUUGUAACUCAGUCCCUCAACUAUGACUCAUUGCGACCCAGUCCUUCAACUAUAACCCGUUGUAACUCAGUCUCUCAACUUUUGAUUCCCUUAUAAUUCGGUCCUUAUUUUUUAAUAUUUUUUUAAAUUUCCUUAUCAAAUAAGAAAGAUAAAAUAAAUGUUUAUAUAUUAUUCUAAAAUACCUUCCUUUUGUUCUUUGAUGUGAAAAAAAAGUGAAAUAAAAAAAGUUGAGAGACUAAAUUAUAAGUGAUUCAAAAGUUGAGGGACUGAGUCAUAAGUGAGUCAUAGUUGAGGGACUGAGUCACAGUGAGUCAUAGUUGAGGGAUUGAGUUAUAAAUGGAUUAAAAGUUGAAGAACUAAAAGAUUAAUUUUCCCUAUUGUUAAAAAGGACCCUUCAGAGUAGUAUAUCAAAAUAAAGUUCAUGAGCCAUUUACUAGUUAUUACUGGACCUUUGCAAUAACAAUGAUGUAUAACGUGACUUCUAUGAUAGAACCAACCAUAUAUUAUUGAAAUAUAUUUUUUUAAAAAAGUUAAUAGGUUUUGUUUUUAUGAAGGAACUGAUACGUGGGAAAUGCCACAAUUUUAUAUAUUAAUGUAUUGAUACUGAUAUAUUGAUCACUCA